Messenger RNA from Seriola dumerili (greater amberjack), 4804 nucleotides. RefSeq names its product SMG5, nonsense mediated mRNA decay factor (gene smg5). The transcript is spliced from 22 exons. Gene Ontology annotation, molecular function: telomeric repeat DNA binding; telomerase RNA binding; protein binding. Bases 357 to 3749 code for a protein of 1130 amino acids. Gene Ontology annotation, biological process: nuclear-transcribed mRNA catabolic process, nonsense-mediated decay. Gene Ontology annotation, cellular component: telomerase holoenzyme complex. The record is from RefSeq and is a predicted model, not a curated record. Lineage: Eukaryota; Metazoa; Chordata; Actinopteri; Carangiformes; Carangidae.
AUAGGAAUAAUGGCCGCCUUCGUAGCAAUGGAUGGAACGGGGAACUACACAAGAAGCUUAUCAGUGCGUUUUAGCUGACCAGGAAGAGCGUAAAUUACCGGGCACCCCCUCCUACCCGGGUUCAGAACGGAUGGGUAGAGGGGGUCUUGCCAAAGGACACAAGAAACGAAAAAGACUCGGAGAGAAGGGGAGGAAAGCUAACGCUACCUUGAUAGCUAGCGCUAGCUGGCUAUCAACACGGUUGUCACUGCCGGGGAACAAACCCGAGUAGCCGUGACAACAGUGUGUUGGGAGGGUAGGAGGAAACGGCGGUUAAACGCUGGAGCGUGUGAUCAAACAACCGGAUAGUCGCUAAUAUGAGUGGACCGGGGCAGGACAGCGAGCCAGAGGCGAAAGUCCUUCUCAUCAAGCGGCUUUACAGGGCUGUGGUGGAGUCCGUGCACAAGCUGGAUGUCAUCAUCGGCAGCAAAGCAUCCUACAGGGAGGUCUUCAAGCCGGAGAACAUCAGCCUUCGCAACAAGCUGAGGGAGCUUUGUGUGAAACUGAUGUUUCUCCACCCUGUCGACUAUGGCCGUAAGGCUGAGGAGUUGCUCUGGAGGAAGGUAUACUAUGAGGUCAUCCAGGUUAUCAAGACCAACAAGAAGCACAUCCAUAGUCGUAGCGCUUUGGAGUGUGCCUACCGUACACACCUGAUCGCCGGGGUUGGUUUCUACCAGCACCUACUGCUCUACAUCCAGUCACAUUACCAGCUGGAGCUGCAGGACUGCAUCGACUGGACCCACGUCACAGACCCGCUGAUCGGCCGAAAGAAACCUGUGUCAGCCACCCCUAAGGAGAUGGAGUGGGCACAGAUGGCCUGUCAUCGCUGUCUGGUCUACCUUGGAGAUCUAGCCCGUUACCAGAACGAGCUUGCUGGAGUGGAGGCUGAGCAGCUGGCAGAGAGGUUUUACCAUCAGGCCCUGUCUGUCAUGCCGCAUGUGGGAAUGCCUUUUAACCAACUUGGCACACUGGCAGGGAGCAAGUUCUACAAUGUUGAAGCAACCUACUACUACCUACGCUGCAUCCAAUCAGAUGCCCCCUUCGAGGGCGCCUAUGGCAACCUGAAGCGUCUGUUUGACAAAGCUGCCAAGAUGUACCACCAGGUGAAGAAGCAGGAAAUGAAGAAGCUAUCUCCAUCUCGACAAAGAUCAAAAGACAUUAAGCGUCUCCUGGUGAGCUUCAUGUACCUCCAGAGCCUGCUGCAGCCCAAGAACAGUCUGAUGGAGACAGAGCUGACGUCGCUCUGCCAGUCGGUGCUGGAGGACUUCAACCUGGUGCUGUUCUACCUGCCCCCUCCAGCACACGGUGGUUCUCACCACUCCCCCAGCGAGGAAGAGGAGGAGCAGCAGCAGCAGCAGCAGCAGCACACUGACAGCUCCUGCCCCGUGCUGCCCGACACCCUCGUCUUCAAGAUGGUGGUUACUUGUCUGAUGGUGGUGCACAGCCUGAAGAGGGGAGGAUCGAAGCAGUAUAGUGCGUCCAUAGCUUUUACUCUGGCCCUGUUCUCCCACCUGGUGAACCACGUGAACAUCCGGCUGCAGGCUGAACUGGAGGAAGCGGAGAGCCAGGUGCCUCCACUUCACACUGACGCUACAGAUGACCUGGAGAUGAGGGAUUUGUCAGCUCCACCGACAGUUCAGUGUGACGAGAGGCCUCUGCAGAAUGGUUCCCUGGAGCAAGAGGAUGAUGAGGAGGAAGAGGCAAAGGAUGAAGAUGGCUGUGAAAGGGUUGGUGCCAAGAAGCACAGCAGCGUGGAAGAACAGCGCAAGUUGGAAGAGGACAAACAGAGGCAGAAGAAGAAGUACACCCGCCUCUCUCGACUCCGCCGACGCCGCUGCGCCCGCAAGGACGGCCGAGGAGAGGACGAAAGCGACCUAAGCGAAGGCUUUGAGAGUGAAGAAGAUGAAGAUGAUGAUGAAGAGAAGAGAGGCCGUGCUGAUUCAACAGGCGGCACAACGACGGGAAUGCCCCUCAAUCCUUCCUCUAACAGGAAGGAGACUAAGAGAGACCCCCUGGGUGAGGAGGGCAGCUGGGGGAGUGGCUCAGAGGAAGAGGAGGAGGAAGGAGGAACAGCGUUUGAUGUAGAGACCGACUCAGACAUGAACAGCCAGGAAUCUCGCUCAGAUUUGGAAGACAUGGAGGACACGGAGAACUCGGACAAUUUGGAGGGCCAGGCCCGGGAACACCAGGACGAAGAGGAAGAUGAAGAGCAAACCAAGGAAGAAGGAGGCGACAGGGAUGGUGAUACCCCUCCGACCACCAACGGGCCCCUCAUGCCCAGCGACUCCAGCAUCAGCAGUAACCUCCAGGCCAUGUCCUCACAACUCUUCCAGGCCAAGCGCUGCUUCCGCCUGGCACCGACCUUCAGCAACAUGCUGCUGAGGCCUCAAGCCUCAUCUUCCUCGGAUAUCCCCACCCCUACUGACGCUUCUGCUCCCCCCUCCCAAGAGACCCCUCCUCCUCCUGGGGAUUCACCCUGUAACAUGAACCCUGGUACUGCCAACGGAACCAGUGAACAUGACUUGGACUCCGACUCAGAAGGUAGCCAGCACAGCACUCAGUCAGUGCAUAGUGAAAAAACCCUGUUAGAGAAGCUGGAGAUUAUGACCAAUCAGGGGUUGAUCCAAGUGGUGAAGGUUUUUAUUGACUGGCUAAGGACCAACACUGACAUUAUCCUCAUGUGUGCACAGAGUUCUCAAAGUCUGUGGAACCGACUGUCUGUGCUGCUCAACCUGCUACCAGAUGGCAGCAAAAUGCUCGAGGCUGAGCUUGGCCUGAACGCAGAGGUGACAGAGCUGUUAAAUGAGUGUGAGCAGCCGGGUUUGGUCCAGAGUCUGCUGCUGCCUGAGGAUUUGGCUCUGCGACACCUGCCUGCUCUAAACGUAGCUCACCGCCGCCUUGACUUUACUCACCGCAACCCUUCCCUCAGCCCCUUACAGGAGUGUGUGGUGCGAGUGUGCUGCAUUCGCAGUUUUGGCCACUUCCUCACAAAUCUCCAAGGCAACGUGCUGCACUUCAACCCGGAGGCGGGCAUCUUCACCAGCAUCAGCCAGUCUGAACAGGAUAAUCUGGUGCAACAGGCCAAGGCCCAGUUCCGAAUGGCUGAAGAGGAAGCUCGUCGAAAUCGCUUAAUGAGGGAUAUGGCCCAGCUUCGACUACAGUUGGAGGUGUCGCAGCUAGAGGGCAGCCUCCAGCAGCCUAAGGCACAGUCGUCCAUGUCUCCCUACCUGGUGCCAGACACAGCUGCUCUCUGCCAGCAUCUGAACCUGAUCCGACAGCUGGCCGGCAGCGGCUGCUUCAUCAUCAUCAUCCCACGGACAGUAAUUGAUGGACUUGACAGACUGAAGAAGGAGAACGCCGGAGCGAGGGAUGGCAUCCGCUUCCUGGAGUCUGAAUUUCGCAAAGGCAACAGGUACAUACGCUGCCAGAAGGAGUCGGGUCGAAGUUUUGAAAGAGAUAAACUGAAACGGCAGGACAUUGAAGCCUGGCAUCUAUACAAGAUGGUGGACAGUUGUCGGCAGUUGACAGUCUCCCAGAACAACGGAGAUGAAGAUACAGCCGGCAUGGUGACCAUUCUUACCGGCCAUCAAGUGGAAGAGCUUUGCACUCGGUCAGCAGCGAUGAAGGCGGCGAUGCAGGCGGCUGGCUCGGCGGGCAUGGAGCUGAAGAACAUCGUGGAGUUCUACCGUCAGUGGAAGGAGAUCGGCUGAGAGGUCAAAAGGGGGGUAGCUGUCAGUGCUGCGAACAGCUGAUCGAUCACAACACUCGCUCCCUCUCUCUCUCUCCCACUCUUUUGCUCUGUGUGUAUCUGCGUCUCCAAAGGCAAAAAAAAACAACUCAAAAGAAAGCUGCAUCGAAGGAAAAGAGGUAAAGCUUAGAGAGCUGGAAAAGUAAAUACAGUGGAGUAAAAAAAUAAAAAAUAGAGAAAUGUGGGCGACAUGGCGCUAUAAGAAACAGCAGAUCUCCCACUCCCAAUCCUAAACAUAAAGAGUGACCCGUGGUGGUCGGGGUGAGGACACAGUGGGGGGAUGCUAAACAACUUUUAAGUGCCCCUGGUUCACACCCUAACCAGGAAUACACUGUAUAUGUUAGCAAACGAGUACAUACUUGUCGAGAGAGAAACCGCACACACACAUAAACACACUCGCGCUCAGAUGAAUCCAUAUAGAUAUUUAGAGCAGUGGUUUGGAUUUCUGUUUUCCCCCUUUCCCCUUUCCCUUCAGUCUGUAUUUGAAAAAAACAGGGUCAGGAAUGUGCGAGUCUGGUAGGGCUGCGGUUUGUAAAGUCGAGGGUGUAUGAAGACAUCUUUGAGAUAGAGGAAAACACUCUCUGUCCAGCUGACACCCCGAGUCUUCCAGCCUUCAAAAACAAACCAGUGGUCUCGUAGCUCAUAGGCCGGAAAGGUUGAGGAAGACAGAUGUACACUUCUUCGGGAUCGGUUUCUUUCCUAUAUGGCUUUUUUAAAUUUUAUUUGGUUUUGUUUUUCUUUAUUUGCGGUGUAAUUUUGUGACCAGUGACUUAUGUAUUGUGCUAUCUCUAUUUGAGAAAAUGGAAAAAAAAAACACGACAGGUGUCGCCCUGUUAAAGGUUUUAAUUUGGAUUUUAUUUUUGUACCCAAAUGAUGUUGUUUAUUUUGCUUUUUGUAAAGCUAAAGCUAAAUCUGAAUGAUAUAUGCAAGAAUGUCUAAACGAAAGGGAAAGGGUUGUUAUCGUCUGUUGAUCCACUGAACAAGUUCUUCAGAUCUGAGGAAGAAAAAAAAAAACCG